CAUUGAGUUGCAUCUUUUUUGGUCCGAUAUCCAAACAUCAUCCUCGGCGGAGCCCGUGAUAAUUAGUCUUCUCCGGAGUAAACUCUUCGGCGCUGCGUUUCUAUUUCUAAGAUGGAGUCUGUCGAAUUACCCAACCGGUUGAUUGCAUUUGGGGAGGAGCCGCUUGGCGAAAGGGUAAACGUGUACCACAAAAUAAAAACACUGUCUGGGAUUAUUAACGCUAUCGACGAACAAGAGUAAUCCUUCAUCCUCAACAAUUCAUUGGGUGGGCUUUUAGAUUUUCCGAAUAAACCGGCGUUCUCGGCGAGUUUCAGACUCUUAUUACUGAGUAGGCAAUUGGAAAUUUCAACCCCCACGAGAUUUGGGUAGUGUUCGCUGGGACUCCGGUAAGAUUUUCGUUAAGGGAGUUUAAGAUUGUUACCGGGCUUCCGUGUGGCAAAUAUCCUAAAGUUCAGAAGAAGAAGAAGAGAGGGACGGGGGAAGCAAAUCCCCUAUUACAGUACCCUGUUCGGUCUAGAAGAAGAUGUCACAGUUGAAAGGGUUAUUGCGAUGCUUAAGAAAAGGGUUGUUACCGAUCGCGAAAUAAGGCUGCGUUAUGCUUGUUUGGCUCUUGUUGAUGGGUUUUUGUUGCCCACAUCGCAUUACCCUAAAAUAAUUAAAGAUCACGCGGAAAUGUCCGAGGAUCUGCAGGGUUUUUUGUCUUACCCUUGGGGUCGAUUGUCUUUCGAGAUGAUGAUGACCUCAAUAAAAGAGAGGGAAGUUGAACAGCUCGCCACAACGUGUGUUGCGGUACAAGGUCUUCUAUACGCUUUGCAGCUUGUUGUUUUGGAAGCAGUCCCAGCCAUACAGGAGGGUCCACAAAUUGAUGAGGUUGUUUUGUCUGAUUCUGAUGCGGAAGCAGCCGCUGAUGUGGCUACUCGGCCAGGCGUUGCCCUCAAGCUUGGGAAUGCAAAAAAUGUCGAUUCUAAUUGCGAGGCUCAUGUAGAACCAAUCAUCUUCCCCAAUGCUCGAUUGAAUCCCGUUGAAGAUCUAACAUGGUCAGAUGAUGAAGACGGUGAAAGGGUUGACAACAUGACAGGUGGGAAAACCAAGGUAGUUCGUGGAAUGAAAGCCCAAUCCAAUGCGAGACCAGCCACUGGCAUGAGGAGAAAGAAUCAUGGUCCCAUCGGGGAGAAAGGCGAAAGCUCUAGCGGGGUAUAUUUUGAUGCUUUGUCUCGUAUGAUUGAUGAAAAAUUGAAGGCGCAAUCUGAGAAGAUUCUCAAAGGCGUGAUUCACUGGUUUACUGAAAAUUUGGUUGUUGAUCCCGAUAAUCCGAAAGCUGACAAAGAAGCCGCAGACGGAGAUCACGGUCCUCAUACUGACAAGGAAGUUGCGUUGGGGGAUAACGGUCUUCAAGCUGACAAGGAAACUGGCGGAGAAGAGCAAAACUCCAAUCCUGUUUCAUCUCCGGAGUCUGCCAACGAAUACGAGGAGUCGGAUUUUAACCCCAUCCCUCCGCCGAGGCAACCCUCAUCCAUGCAAACUGAUUUUACCCUUCCAUCUUUCCAGGGUGACCAAGCAAUAUCAGCAGUAGAUGAUGUUGUUUCUUUCUACAACUCGGUUAAUGUUCCGACUGAUCCGUCUGGCGGCGCCUCCAAUACGAAUAAGACGAACAAAGUGCAGUCGGGCGAGGAAGAAGUUGGUGUUCAGCCGGAAAAAAAUGGGAACCAACAGGCCGACGUUGAUAUGGUCGAUGAUCUUAACGCAGGCAGGGCUCACCAGGCCGACGUUGAGAUGGUCGAUGAUAUUAAUGCGGCAAUGGCUGAACAAGAUGUCAACAUGCCGUCUGAUGGUGUGGCCCACCCCAGUUCCUCCACAGUUAGCCCUCCGAAGUCUGUUACAACAGAGAAUACUGCUCUCGGACCCGAUGUUGCCCCUGAUCCAUUAAACCCCGUCGCUCCGUUGGAUCCCCUACCAUCUGUCGUUGUUGUCGCUACAUCAGUUGUUGCACCCAACCCUCCUGAGGAAUCCCAGGAUUUUGCGAUGUUCUCUUCACAGAUUGGUUCAUCUCAACCAACCCAUCCCAGCGCUCUCCCGACCCAGGCAUUAAAGACGGCUUCAUCUCCGAUAACUAAACUCAAUGACACCCCGAAGGUUGAUAAUGUUUCUUCCGUAGGAGCUUCUUUGAUUCCUAAUCUGCCGGUAACUAUUGUCCAACGAUUUUUCAACCCCCCUCCGCCUUCCGGCGGUAAACUAUUGGCUGGGAAAGAUGGCGGCGGUCCCGAUGGCGAUGUCAAUCAAGGAAGGAAGAGCAAAAGACCAAGGACGCUUUCUAGUAAGUUAGAUGGGCGGUUUCACUUCGACAAGAAAACUAAGUUACUGGUGGGUCACCCAUCCCCAUUUCUAAGCGUCGGGGAGUUGGCAUCUGAUCCAGAAGUGCGUUACCAACGAUCUCUCUCGAAGAUAAAGGGAAAAAGCUCGAUUAGCAUUGUUGGUGAAGCUUCUCUUUCCCACAAAGAGAUUUUCGACAUCAUUGAGCGGAAGAAACACUUCUCUAGCAAAGUCAUGGACGUUUUGAUCAAAUUCAGCAGACAUCUCUUACGGACAGACGACAUUGAUGGCGAGAAGCUCAGGGUUGAUGUGCUUGGCUCGAAAUUCGUUUCACAGCUGACGAGGCUCUUUCCGAAGUUUGCUAAAACUUUGCCGCCCAAAGAUUUCAUUUUUCCAUCUGCUUUAGUUGAUCUACUAAUUGGUGCUGGUGAGUCCAACCGUGUUCGUUUGUUUGCUGAGGCUGAUUGUGUGUAUAUGCCUUUCAACUUCGACAAAAAACAUUGGGUGUCGCUGUGUGUGGACCUAAAGGCACAUAAGAUUACCAUCCUCGAUUCCAACAUUCAGCUACGACGUGAUGCAGCGUUAUAUGCCGAACUCCAGCCGCUGGCUGCCAUGCUCCCUUACCUUUUCCGACAGACUAGCUCUUCUAGCGGGGACAUCUCGCUGCAACCCUUUCUGCUUGAUCGCCCGCAUGGUAUCCCGCAAGUUUCCUCCCCGUUCGAUUCCGGUGUUCUAUCGGUUUUCCUCAUCCACGCCCAUGCUGUCGGAGGGGUCGAGGAAUGCAUGGAGUUUGACGUUGUUGCGCUGGAUGUAGAAGUUAAAAAACUUGUCUCGACAAUAAUAUUGUCGGGUGUUGCCUCCUAA
This is a messenger RNA of Arabidopsis thaliana (thale cress), 3174 nucleotides long. RefSeq names its product cysteine-type peptidase. Gene Ontology annotation, molecular function: cysteine-type peptidase activity. Gene Ontology annotation, biological process: proteolysis. The coding region runs from base 550 to 3174 and encodes 874 amino acids. The transcript is spliced from 15 exons. The record is from RefSeq and is marked reviewed. Lineage: Eukaryota; Viridiplantae; Streptophyta; Magnoliopsida; Brassicales; Brassicaceae.